This is a messenger RNA of Lactuca virosa, 2005 nucleotides long. The record is from the annotation of a GenBank genome assembly. Lineage: Eukaryota; Viridiplantae; Streptophyta; Magnoliopsida; Asterales; Asteraceae.
CAUCAGGCAUCAUCAAAACGAGUUCCAAAUUCUUUCCGCUAUUCGCAAAGCGUGCGGCAAAAUUCGACUAACACCGAUGGAUACGGGAACGGAGUUUACUUCCGGCCGCCGUGUCGCCGCCGUCAAUCUAGAAGAACAUAAUCAAUCUAAAAGGCACCGUUCGAUCUUCGAAGUUCCAUCGGAUUUCUUCGAUUCCUGCGGCCUACUUGAAUAUCCAUCAACCUCAUCAACCGCCUUCAUCCCUGAAUUCGCCGCAACCUGGACUACUAGUACUAGUAGCAAGGAAAAUACUGUAUUAGAAGCAGAUAAUGUUAGUUCUAGUGAGAGAUUGACGUGCAAUACUUGUAAAUCCAGUUUCGAGUCGCUUCAAGAUCAACGGUCUCACUUCAAGUCCGAUUUUCAUCGAUUCAAUCUAAAGCUUGCGGUUGCUGGAAAGGAUAUUGUGAAAGAGGAUGAUUUUGAUGAAUGGACAUCUAAUUCGUUAGUUCAAGAUUAUGAUGUAUCAAGUAUAUCAGGCUCAGAUGAGGAAGAUGACAGAGAAUCUAGCCUCAGAAGUGAUAUGAACAAGGGCUUACUGGGAAGUACUAAAAGCAAAAUCUUUGUACGUUUAGCAAAUGGAGCAAUGGUUUCAUUCUGGAAGUGCUUGCUUCUAGAAGACAAUGUGAAGAUUCUUUUUGAAUCUAUGGAGGAUGGUGUUAUGCCUUGUGUAACAAAGAAGGAAGUGAUUGAGAGACUGCAUGAUGUGAUCCAUGAAAGUAGGGACAAUACCCGUUUUAGGGUUAUGUUGCUUGCUAGUGGUGGCCAUUUUGCUGGUUGUGUCUUUGAUGGAAACUCUGUUGUUGUCCACAAAACAUUUCACAGAUAUGUGAUAAGGGCAAAGUCUGGUAAAAAGCAGUCAUCAAAAGAUGCUAGUGGCAAAAUUGCACAUUCUGCAGGAGCUUCAAUACGUCGCCACAAUGAACUUGCCUUAAAGAAGGAAAUUCGAGAGCUACUCGCAUCCUGGAAGCCAUAUUUUGAAGCUUCCUCUUGUAUAUUCAUUCACGCCCCUUCAGACAACCGCCAGCUGUUAUUUGAAGGUGAAACUCCGUAUUUUAGUGGUCACAAAAGUGUCAUCAGACGAAUCCCAUUGACUGUUAGAAGACCAACAUUCAAAGAGGCUCGCCGACUAUACAGCAUUUUAACUCAAAUUUCCAUUGAAGCUGAAGAACAAGCAGCAGCUCCUAUUAUUAUUAAUAAAGAUAAAGAAGUUUCUAGAAGUGAUAAGUUGGAAAAUCCACACAAGGGUGUGGCUGAUUCUAAUAAUGUGGAAGAUCUGUGUGUGUCAAGUUCAAGUGAUAAGGAGAGUGUUGUUUUGAUUGAGACUCCUUUACAUGAAGCAGCAAAAGCUGGGGAUGCUGAGAAGGUUGUGGAGUUAUUAGAACAAGGUUGUGAUCCUUGUGUUGUGGAUGAAAGAGGGAGGACUGCAUAUAUGGUUGCAACUGAAAAGGAAGUUAGGAAUAUGUUUAGAAGGUUUAUGGCUUUGAAUCUUGAUAAGUGGGAUUGGCAAGCUGCUAAAGUUCCUAGUCCUUUGACCAAAGAAAUGGAGGAAUCUCAGAAUGCCAAGCAGGCAGAGAAAGAUGCAAAGAGGAAAGCAAGAGCAAAAGAGCUGAAGAAGCUACGCAAAGCUAAAGAAAAGAAGGCUCAGGCAGAGGCUGCUGAAUUACAGAAAGCUUCAUCAUCUCAUUCUCAAUCACAAUCCAGCAGCAGACCAAAGUUGACUAAAGAGGAAGAAGCAAAACGAGCACAAGAUGAAGAGAGGGAGAAGAGAGCUGCUGCAGCCGAGAGGAGAAUAGCAGCCCUUGCCCUUCAAUCCACAUCAUCUUCAACUCCAUCAUCAGAAUCAGACAUGUUAUGUUCCUGUUGCCAGGUGUCAUUAGCUGGUAAAGUUCCAUUUCAUAGGUAUAAUUAUAAAUACUGCACCACAACAUGCAUGCAUCUUCACAAAGAGAUUCUCGAGGAUCAGUAA